CUAACGGAGACCAUGUUUCGACUUACCAGCUCGGGCAAGCACAGCGCAAAGGUUAGAGCUUAUGACAACCCAGCAUAUGACGCUCCUACCAGCAAGCCUGGAGAACCUGGAGAUGCAGCCAUUACAGUGCAGCCGGCGGUUGACGCCGACCUAACGGAGGUGGUGUUCCCCAGCUCGCGCAACAUGCUGCGCCGCAUGACCUACCAGCUGUGGGCGGUGUACCUGCUCAUCGUGGCGCACGCAAUGGUCACCGCCUACACCGACCCAAUCUACAUGCAGUCGCCGCUCACGCAGGUCAUCGUGUACGGCUCCCAGGGCGGGCUGCUGAUCGCCAUCAUCAUGGCCUUCUUCGUGCUCACCAGCCAGACGCUGCUCAUCCAGCUGGGCCGCUACGACCUCUACCUCCGCGAGUUCGCAGCGCUGUACGGCGUUUUCGCACUGGCACUGGCGCUGUGCAUCGCAAUCAAGGUCUACUCGGCGGUGCUCAUCCUGCGCCGCGUGUCGUACCUCGCCAUGUGGGACAUGCCGGCCUACACGGCGCUGUGGGCGGUGCACCGCGUGGUGCUGCUGCUGUUCUGGGUGGCGGCCGCACUCAGCGCCACGGCCGUGUUCAACACGCGCUACUUCGACCCGGACAUGCUGCUGCGGCGUGACCGUCAAGCAGCGGGAAGCGGGCAGCAGGGGGCAGCGGCAGGCAUGGCGGCGACCGCGACGGCAACGGCAGGCAGGCGGCGG
This is a messenger RNA of Astrephomene gubernaculifera, 735 nucleotides long. The record is from the annotation of a GenBank genome assembly. NCBI's taxonomy places the organism in Eukaryota, Viridiplantae, Chlorophyta, Chlorophyceae, Chlamydomonadales, Astrephomenaceae.